Durio zibethinus is the source of this 1046-nucleotide messenger RNA. Its product is annotated as putative WRKY transcription factor 75. The record is from RefSeq and is a predicted model, not a curated record. Gene Ontology annotation, molecular function: DNA-binding transcription factor activity; sequence-specific DNA binding. Gene Ontology annotation, biological process: regulation of DNA-templated transcription. NCBI's taxonomy places the organism in Eukaryota, Viridiplantae, Streptophyta, Magnoliopsida, Malvales, Malvaceae.
CCUAAUCAAUCCGCUAAUGAAGCUGUUCUAUUUUCUAUGCUUUACCUUAGAAAAUUUUCGUGCCGUUUACGACACCUUUAACUCUAUAAAUAUGGCUUUGUAUUUUUCUGCUUUUACUGAUCUCUCUUCAGACAUACAUCUCUGUUGAAUGAAUUUGCAUAGCUUUUUUAGUCUUCCAUAAGUAAGCCGCCUCUUCUUUUGCAGUGAUCUUCGUCUUUAUAUAAGCACUGGCUUUUAUUCCAUAUGGAGAAUUAUCAAAUGUUCUUUCCUAUCUCUUCCCCAGCAGCAUCGGCUUAUCCGUUGGCACCUUUGCCAGUAAACAUGGCACCUAGUUCUCAAAUUUUUAACAAUUUUCAUGGGAAUACCUCCAAUGGGCUCUUGGCCUUGAAGACAGAAGAAAACUUCAUUGAGAAACCAGAAGUUAAGGAACUUGUUCAGAAUGGGAAAUUUGUAGGUUCUGAUGAAACUGGGAUGAAAUCAGGUAAAAAAAACGAAAAGAAGAUUAGGAAGCCUAGAUUUGCUUUUCAAACAAGGAGUCAGGUUGAUAUACUUGACGAUGGAUACCGUUGGAGGAAAUAUGGGCAAAAAGCUGUUAAGAACAACAAAUUUCCAAGAAGCUACUACCGAUGCACACAUCAGGGAUGCAAUGUAAAGAAGCAAGUCCAACGUCUAACCAAAGAUGAAAGUAUGGUUGUGACGACUUACGAAGGGAUGCACACUCAUCCUAUAGAGAAGCCAAUUGACAAUUUUGAACAUAUCUUGAGUCAAAUGCAAAUUUACACACCCUUUUGAAACUCAUCAUCAAUCUUCGUCCGUGCAUAUAUAAAUAUAUAGCUAGAUGACCAAAAUGCUGUAUGCUUAGUAAAGACAUACCAACCUUGAAUUUCUGUUAAUCCUUCCAUAUGAAAUAAUAAAUUUGUAAUCUUACAAGUUUUCUUUUGUUUUUUCUUCUCUUAUACUUAAUUACUUAGGAAAUGGGAGGGAAAUUCAAACCUGAAACCUCAUUUUUGGAGGUAAUUAAUGGUAGGUCAUUUAGACAUUGUGUA